CCCAGACCCAGUUCCUGUAUUUAUUUAUUUUGCGCCAAAACAAUUGUUCGUUUGUUCUUCCCAAAGAUCCCGCUUUUUCUCGCUUGCCCACUUUCCCUUUAAAACCCUAUCUUUUUCUCGCCAUACGAACAAUCCAAAAUCAAAUCUCUGCGGUCGGCUUUCUCUCGCUACUCACAGGUUAUUAUAAUCUACUGUUAAUGGCUACCUCUACUUGGUUUUCCUCCUGUUUAUUGAAUGAAGGUUCAAUUGUUUCCUUGCCCACCAAGAGCUAUGCUGGAUUAACGUGCAAUUACUCGAGACUAUUUGAUAAACAAAUCUUUUGUUCAAAACCAAUCUCUGUAUCUGCUGGAUUAAGGCAUUCAUUGAGGAAUGGAAUCCAGUGUCGUGCAUUGGAAAUUGAAAAUAGCCCUUCAUUUUCAGUUGGGAAUAAGUUUCAACUUGAUGAUGUGAUUGAGGCACAGCAGUUUGAUAGAGAAAUUCUUAGUGCUAUUUUUGAAGUUGCAAGAGAAAUGGAAAAGAUUGAGAAAAAUUCUCUUGGGAGUCAAAUCCUUAAAGGUUAUCUAAUGGCUACCCUUUUUUAUGAGCCAUCUACUCGUACUAGGCUUUCUUUUGAGUCUGCUAUGAAAAGGUUAGGCGGUGAGGUUUUAACUACUGAAAACGCGAGGGAGUUUUCAUCUGCUGCCAAGGGAGAGACGCUUGAAGAUACUAUUAGAACUGUUGAAGGGUAUUCUGAUAUUAUUGUUAUGCGUCAUUUUGAGAGUGGUGCUGCAAGAAGAGCUGCAGCUACUGCUAGCAUUCCUAUUAUUAAUGCAGGUGAUGGUCCUGGACAGCAUCCAACUCAGGCUCUUUUAGAUGUAUAUACUAUUGACCGAGAGAUAGGUAAAUUGGAUGGUAUUAAAGUUGCACUUGUGGGUGAUCUUGCCAAUGGAAGGACAGUCCGCUCACUUGCAUACCUCCUUGCCAAAUAUCAAGAUGUGAAGAUUUAUUUUGUCUCUCCUGAAGUAGUAAAAAUGAAGGACGAUAUAAAAGAUUAUUUAACAUCGAAGGGAGUUACAUGGGAAGAAAGUGCUGAUUUAAUAGAAGUAGCUUCAAAGUGUGAUGUUGUGUAUCAAACUCGCAUUCAGCGAGAAAGGUUUGGAGAGAGAAUAGACCUUUAUGAAGAAGCUCGAGGCAAGUAUAUAGUGGAUCGUGAUGUGUUAAAUGUGAUGCAGAAGCAUGCUGUAGUUAUGCAUCCUCUUCCAAGGCUGGAUGAGAUAACUAUUGAUGUUGAUGCGGAUCCAAGAGGUGCUUAUUUUAGACAAGCAAAGAAUGGUCUCUACAUCAGAAUGGCUCUUUUGAAGCUUUUACUCGUUGGAUGGUGAGGAAUGGGCCAUCUAAAGUUUGAAAUUUUGACGUUUAAUCUUUUUACCUGGCCCAGGUUUUUUUUUUUUUUUUGGCCAGUGAACAAAUUUGUGAGAAACGCGAGAAUUCUGUUACUUUUGAGGAAUAGGUCACAAAAAAUGAACAAUGAUAUAGUUUCAUUUUCCUUUUAUUUCC
This is a messenger RNA of Jatropha curcas, 1536 nucleotides long. It is a transcript of the gene PYRB, whose product is annotated as PYRIMIDINE B. The record is from RefSeq and is a predicted model, not a curated record. NCBI's taxonomy places the organism in Eukaryota, Viridiplantae, Streptophyta, Magnoliopsida, Malpighiales, Euphorbiaceae. Gene Ontology annotation, biological process: 'de novo' pyrimidine nucleobase biosynthetic process; amino acid metabolic process. Gene Ontology annotation, molecular function: aspartate carbamoyltransferase activity; amino acid binding.